Messenger RNA from Labeo rohita (rohu), 2385 nucleotides. RefSeq lists its product as uncharacterized. The transcript has 11 exons. Gene Ontology annotation, biological process: T cell activation; interleukin-15-mediated signaling pathway; positive regulation of ERK1 and ERK2 cascade. The record is from RefSeq and is a predicted model, not a curated record. Gene Ontology annotation, molecular function: MHC class II protein binding; protein tyrosine kinase binding. Gene Ontology annotation, cellular component: membrane raft; external side of plasma membrane. Lineage: Eukaryota; Metazoa; Chordata; Actinopteri; Cypriniformes; Cyprinidae. Bases 1 to 2385 code for a protein of 794 amino acids.
AUGGCUGGAGGGCCUGAAGAGGAAGGCCAUCAGAGACAUGGAGGAGAUGCAGUCCAGAGUCACAGAAUGAACUCAACAUUUGAUUUACAGUAUAUGAGCAUGUGUGAAGUCUACUUUAGAGUAAUGCUCACUGAGGCCUGCAGAGUGCAAGUUCAGCUGUACUGCACUGAGCGUCUGUAUAUGAUGAAGUGUUUUCAGCUUUCGUAUUUCCAACUCCUGUAUCUUCUAAUAGCAGCUUCAUUAGAAUGCGAAGUGGCGACAAAGAGAUGCUGCGAGCAGGUUCAUCAGUUGAACAUAAAUUGUUUUCAGGGUGACAGCAUGUCUAUUUCUUGCCUAACCACAACCCACCCGCUGCAGUCUCUGACAGUAAAACUGAGCAGCAUUAACCAAGAUAAAGACAUCCUAAUAUAUCCAGACUUCUUUUCAACAUCAGAGCACCAGAGAUGGUCUGUGAGGAAACAUGCUGGAAAUGUUACACUUGAUCUGAAAGACAUUAGAUUAUCCGAUGGUGGUCUUUAUGACUGUCAGGUCUACAAGGAUCGGGACUGCCUUCAUGCAAUUCGAUUUAAGCUGACUAUUAUAAAGUGUAAAAUUUUGACCUCUGUCCAUCAACCACCAGGCUCUUCAGUGUUGUUGCCAUGCUUUGAACAUCCUCUACAAAACAGAACUGAACGAGUCUCUUGGAAAGUUGUUAUUGGUCACCAACCAAUGGACAUAUCCCAGUAUCACCCACCAAACAAGCCCUCAAACAGCACAGAAAAACUCCUAAUGCCUCUGUAUGAGAGAGCAACACAACUAGCAAACGGAUCUUUGCUUAUAAGGGAUGCAGCCCACAUUGAUCAACUGUGGUAUCAGUGCAGAGUAAAUGACAGUAACUGCUAUGAAAUGAAGCUGCUGCUGAGGAAAGAUAUUGUUCCAGCCCCAGCUGACAGUAUGGUUGGCCAAACUGAAGAGAGUGCAGCAGUGACAGUUAAUCUGACAGUAGUAAUAGUGACCACAGUAGUGUCUCUGUGUGCCCUCAUAUCAUUGACCGUCUGUGUCAUUCUUUGUUUCAAAAAACGAAGGAGCAGAAUCAACAGCCAAAUGGCGACACAGAGACGCUGCAAGCAGGUUCAUUACUUGAACAAAAACUGUGUUCAGGGUGACAACAUGUCUAUUUCUUGCAUAACCACAACCCACCCGCUGCAGUCUCUGACAGUGAAACUACGCAGGACCAGCCAAGAAAAAGACAUCUUGAUCUAUCCAGAUAUCUUUCCACCAUCAGAGCACCAGAGAUGGUCUGUGAGGAAAGAUGCUGGAAAUGUUACUCUUGAUCUAAAAGACAUCAGAUUAUCCGAUGAUGGCCUUUAUGACUGUCAGGUCUACAAGGGUUGGGACUGCCUUAACAUAAUUCGAUUUAACCUAAAGGUCAAAGAGUGUAAAACUUUAGACUCUGUCCAUCCAACACCAGGCUCUUCAGUGUUGCUACCAUGCUCUGAACAUCCACUACAACACAGAACUGAACAAGUCACUUGGAAAGUUGUUAUUGGUCACCAGUCAACAGACAUAACCCAGUAUCAUCCACCAAACCGUCCCUCAAGCAGCACAGAUAAACUCCUGAGGCCUCUGUAUGUGAGAGCAAGACAACUAAAUAACGGAUCUCUGCACAUAAGGGAUGUAGCCGACAUUGAUGAAUUGUGGUAUCGGUGCAGCGUGAAUGAAAAAACCUGCUAUGAAGUGAAGCUGCUGCUGAAAGUGAUCACAGAUGCUCCAGCUCCAGGUGACAAUAUGGUUGGUCAGAGUGAAGACAACAGUGAUGAGAGUGAAGCAGUGACAAAUGAAACAGUGACAACUAAUGUGACAGUAGUAGUUAUGAUCACAAUAGUGUCUCUGAGUGUCCUCAUAUCACUGACCGUCUAUGUCAUUCUUAAAUAUUUAAAAAAACGAAGGCCCAAAACUGACAACCAAAUGGCGACACAGAGACGCUGCAAACAGGUUCAUCAGUUGAACAUAAACUGCAUUCAGGGUGACAGCAUGUCUAUUUCUUGCCUAACCACAACCCACUCGCUGGAGUCUCUAACAGUGAAACUGCACAGGACCAACCAAGAUAAAAACAUCCUGAUGUAUCCAAUCUCUCCAGCAUUAGAGCACCAGAGAUGGUCUGUGAGGAAAGAUGAUGGAAAUGUUGUACUUGAUCUGAAAAACAUCAGAUUAUCUGAUGACGGACUUUAUGACUGUCAGGUCUACAAGGAUCAGGACUGCCUUCAUGCAACUCGAUUUAACCUGACUAUUAUAACGCUCGAACUGGACACAUACAGUUUAGCUUCUGCUGGUCGGGCUCCCGGAAGGGAGGAGGACAAAAGGCCUGAAGUACGACUGGCCGUGGUGCUGAGGAGGGGACUUUAG